Molecule: messenger RNA, 1106 nt
Organism: Rhizophagus irregularis DAOM 181602=DAOM 197198
Lineage: Eukaryota; Fungi; Glomeromycota; Glomeromycetes; Glomerales; Glomeraceae
Source: RefSeq, a predicted model, not a curated record
CUCUCUCUCUCUCUCUCAUCACGAUGGGUAUUCCCGUUCCUUUGGAAUGUUUACAAGAAAUUCUUCAAUUUCUUCAAGAUGAUCUUAAAUCUUUAUACGCGACAUUAUUCGUUGAUAAACUUUGGUGUAUUAACGUAAUACCAAUUCUUUAUAAAAAUCCUUUCGUCCUAUUAAAUCAAGCAUUAUUUACCACACGUAAUUUUAAUGAUGCAUUUGAAAUUCAUGGAGAAAAAAUUCUUUUAUUAUUAGAUAUUUAUCUUUCACAUUUAACUUUACAACAAAGAUUAGAAUGGGAAGAAAAAGGAAUUAUGUUAACAAAAAAUGUUGAACCACUUUUAUUCGAUUACCUUUCAUAUUUAAGAAUACUUCCUAUACCUGAAGUACGUCACGCAAUUUUAUUAUGGUGUAAUAAAAAUUAUAAUAUUAGGAAUCAUAGAAAUUUUAUUGAAAUUGAAUUAAAUAAAUUAUUUUUUACUAAAUGUAAAAAUAUUAAUACAAUAAUGUUAGAUGAAUCUUCUCAAUUACCUGAAUUAGAAAAUUUAUUACCAAAUUUUCAUAAUUUAAAUUUUAUUUGUUCAAAAUUAUUUGAUACUUCAAUACUUGAAAAAAUCAUACCAUAUUGUGAUAAAAUUAAAGUUUUAAGUAUAUUAAGAUUUGGUAAUAAAACAACCAUGAAUGAUAAAUUUAUUAUACCAAAAAUUAUUAAUAAAUCAAAAUCUUUAGAAAAAUUUUAUUGGGAAAAUUGUAGAAAAUGUUCUUCUUGUAAUGGUCGUUUACUUGACGAAGAAAAUCCUAUCGAACCUUUCAAGGAAAUAAUCAUCAUUAAACAUUGUUCUUGUUAUAAGCAUCACAUCGAACCUUUCAUAUUACGAGAAUUACAAGAUGGUGAGGAUGAAGAGAAUGUUGUUUAAUAUAGAGUAUCGACGCCAACGGCGUGGCGGUGGCGUGGCGUAUUUUACAUCGAAAAAAUGUUGGGUAGUAUUUUUUAAUUUGGAUAAUGAUAAAAUUGGAUAAUUAUUUAUGGAUAUUCUUUUAGUAAAAGAAAAUUUGUUAUAUUCUUUUUUUUUUUUUCUUUUAUCUGUUUAUUUUUUUUUUUUUCAAAUGGA